Messenger RNA from Phaedon cochleariae (mustard beetle), 1191 nucleotides. Lineage: Eukaryota; Metazoa; Arthropoda; Insecta; Coleoptera; Chrysomelidae. The record is from the annotation of a GenBank genome assembly.
CAAAUAACUGUUCCGUUUCCCACAUUUUACUGCAUCGAAAGUGCAUGAACCCGCCCCUUUUCUGUACUCCCCUCUUCGACCUUGAGACAUUAUGAAUGCAGAUACUACUGCUCGAUUUCGACCAGCUUUGUAUGCGCUAAUGCGAUUUUGACACUUCGUGACAACCGGUGGAAACUUGAGAUCAAAAAACUGAUAAUAAUAUGGAAGAAAAAUUUGAAUUUCCUGUUUAUUUAGAACAGACGGGUGAAAUGAGAGUGUUACUGUUAACAUCCGAUGAAAAACAAAGAGCCCUAGAUGAUGAAUCAUAUUUAUGGAAAUUGAUAAGAAACCAAACCGAAGAUGUGAAUGAGGAUGAUAAUGAUACUAAUGAUAGUAUCAUGAUUGUUGAAGGUGAAGAACAGGAUGGAAAUAAUGAUGGCAAAGCAGAAAAAAACGAGUGGUCAGAAGAAGCUGUCCUUCUAUUUUUGGACAUAUAUAGAAAAAAUGAGGCAAAUUUCAAGAAGUCUAAGAGACACAAUAAAAUUUGGCAAGAAAUUGCAAAUGAAAUUAAUGUUCAUAAUGAAUCAUAUCAUUAUUCAGGGUUACAAUGUUCUACCAAAAUGUCAGGUUUGAAAAGGACAUUCAAGAAUAUAAAAGAUCAGAAUAAGAAAUCUGGGAAUCAUAGGUCAACUUGGGCCUUUUACUCCAUUAUGGACUCAUUAUUUGGAGCAAAAGCAUUCAUGGAGCCACAAGCUAUUGCAAGUAGCGCAGGUCCCUCAAAGCCAUCUUCAGCAUGUGAAGUUUCCUCAUGCCCUGAUAGUGCUGCUGAUGCCUGUGCUUCUAGUGGUGGUGUAGGAAUUAAAAAAAGAAAAGUGGAGCUUGUUUUGGAAAGUUUCAUUGAACAUGUCAAAACUGAAAGUGAAACUAGAACACGUAAAAUGGAAGAAUAUCAAAAAAAGAGAGAUGAGGAGAGAAGACAAAGGGAAAAAGAGAAAAAUGAGUUGAAAGAAAGGAUGCACAAAGAAAACCUGCAUUUCAAGAAUGCAUUGUUAUCUGUUUUACAAAAACAAAUACAGAAAUAAUUCAAUUUUCAUAUGCUCAAGUUGUAUUUUCCUAAUUAGAACAAUGAAGUUAUAUUUUAAGUUUCUAUGUUACCAUUCCAUGACAUAAUUUUAGUUUUUUAAAAUGUUGGUGAUUAAAACAAUGUUCUGA